AUAUGGGAUUCAAAAAAUCUUCAUCUCGUUCACGAAUUUCCAAAAAAAAACCACAUUUUAACUCAUUGCGAUUUUUCUAGCGAUGGUUACUACUGUUUAACAUCUUGCAAUGGUUUCAAUGGUGAAGGCUGCGAGAUUACUAUGUGGGACAUAAGGCAGCAAAAGAUCAUUCAGGAAUAUAAGGGUCAUGAGGAAUCAGUAACAUGUGCUAAAUUUUUAUCGCAGCAUGUUGUUUCGAAGAAUAUUAUAGUCAGUGUAUCUGCUGAUCAAACCGUUCGAAUAUGGAAUAUUGAUGAUGGAAAUUGUUUGUGGAGUGAAAUGGUUUCCGCUGGCUCGGAUCUAUUGGCGUGUAUUGGAUUUGGCGAUGGGAACAUCGUUGUGAGUGGUUUAAAUGCGACAUUGUGCCAUAUACGCCUUCUUGCAAAAGCAGGUCGACCAUAUUUGCAGUGUAUUUCAAUGCAAACUGUUGCCCGAUGCAUUGAUCGAAGACAUUCAUAG
This is a messenger RNA of Dracunculus medinensis (Guinea worm), 498 nucleotides long. The record is from the annotation of a GenBank genome assembly. NCBI's taxonomy places the organism in Eukaryota, Metazoa, Nematoda, Chromadorea, Rhabditida, Dracunculidae.